This is a messenger RNA of Selaginella moellendorffii, 583 nucleotides long. Its product is annotated as chaperone protein dnaJ 11, chloroplastic. The record is from RefSeq and is a predicted model, not a curated record. NCBI's taxonomy places the organism in Eukaryota, Viridiplantae, Streptophyta, Lycopodiopsida, Selaginellales, Selaginellaceae. Bases 24 to 485 code for a protein of 153 amino acids. The transcript has a single exon.
AUUUCUGCCACGUGUACAUCAGGAUGAGCGCCAUUCUUCGUGGCUAUGGCGCUUGUGGCGCGUCCCACGGGGAACUUAGGUCAUCGCUCUCGCGGAAGAGCGACAGCGCGAGAACUAGAUUUCUCUACAGCUCUUUCAUCAGAGGAGGAAGGAUUCAGUCGGCGAAAUUCUCGACGCUAGGUCUAGCUUGUUCUUCCCAGAAAAGAUCGCUGUACGAGAUUCUAGGAAUUGGGUUGGAGGCGUCGGAUUUCGAGAUCAAGGAGGCCUACCGGAGGCUCGCCAAGGUCUAUCAUCCAGAUCUGGCACCGCCAGAGCUCUGGCCGCAGCACCAAGGCAAAUUUCUCGAGGUCCAGAGAGCCUACGAUGUUCUCAAGGAUCGAGCUGCCAGGGCCGAGUAUGAUUCUCAGAUGCAAAAGCCUGGGGGAUUGGAGGGGCUCGAUCGCGAGUGGAGGGGAUUUAACUGGGAGACCGAUCAGUGCUGGUAGAAAACAGGAUCUAGAGAUGCUAGAGUUGAGAGUACCUUGUCCGUGCUACAAAAAUCUUCUCCUCCCGGGGUCACGCAAGAAAAAGGAAAACUUCGCUA